CAGCAAAAUUUCAGUCGCAGACUUCAUCUAUCUUGUCAACCCAUUUCCGCCUGCUCGACCGUAACGCCUCCUACGCUUGACCGUUGCCCGUGCUGCCCAUGAUAAUCGCCAUGACUAUGGUAUAUCGCUUCCCAUUGGAUACUGUGCGGUAGCAUACUACAGCUUCGAACGGAUUGAGCCACAGAGCACUUCAUCUAGUUAGAUCGCGCGCGCGGAGCAACGCGAUCGGCCGUCGCAUUCAAGGCAAAUCCUGCACCCAACCUUCGCUAUUACGCACCCAAGCGAGUACCACUGCUCUAUACAGCCGUCAAGAUGGCGACAAUGACGGAGACAAGUGCCACCGCGCCCAUCAAGCACCAGGUAGUCGAUAAGCUGCCCAAGCGAUUCAAGAACCUAAAGUUUGGCAUCCAAUCCAACCAGGAUAUUGUCAACCAGGGCGUAUUAGAAGUUUCUGAUCGGUCUAUGUAUGAUAUUGAUAAGGGGCGCGAGCCGACUCAAAAUGGUGUGCUCGACAAGCGCUUGGGAACUUCCAGCAAGACCGGAGUGUGCGCUACAUGCAAUGAGAGGCUGGCCGACUGCAUCGGGCAUUUUGGCCAUGUACGGCUACCAUUACCAGCGUUCCAUAUCGGCUAUAUCAAAUUCACAAUUACGAUUCUUCAAAACAUAUGUAAGGAUUGCUCUAGGGUGCUGUUAGUCGAACAAGAGCGUCGAGCGUACCUCAGGGAGCUGAGACGACCCAAUAUCGAUAAUAUGAAACGCGUUGCAAUCUGCAAAAAAAUCAACGACCAGUGUAGGAAAACUAAACAGUGUCCAUAUUGCGGAGCUGUCAAUGGUCAAAUUCGCAAGGUUGGUGCUCUUAAGCUGGUUCACGAUAAGUUUGUCGCAUAUAACAAAUCUACUUCGGCGAAGAAGAAGCCGCCGCCAAGCAAAAUAGAAUUCGAUAACUCCUUCAUCGAAGCCAGGAAGCACGUCAAUGAUCUCGAUAAACAUUUGAGAAAGGCCUUCGAGGACCUAAACCCUCUUAGAGUCCUAAACCUCUUUAAACAGAUCACCCCAGAUGAUUGCGAACUACUUGGCUUGAACCCUUCCGAAGGACGCCCAGAAAUGUUUCUUUGGCAAUACUUACCAGCGCCGCCUGUAUGUAUUCGACCAUCAGUCGCCCAAGAAGGAGCAAGCAAUGAAGAUGACAUAACAACUCGCCUCGGUGAUAUUGUGUUUGCCUGCGGUCUUAUUCGCGCAGCAUUACAGAAAGGCACCGCUUUGCAAACCAUCAUGGAGCAGUGGGAAUUUCUACAGCUUCAGAUAGCGGUAUAUGUGAACAGUGACGUUCCAGGACUUAGAGACAACGGAGUGACGAAGACAAUGCGUGGUUUCUGUCAACGCCUGAAGGGGAAACAAGGGCGCUUCCGUGGCAAUCUGUCAGGAAAGCGCGUUGACUUUUCAGGCAGAACUGUUAUCUCCCCUGACCCGAAUCUAGCAGUCAAUGAAGUGGCGGUGCCAAUGCUUGUCGCCAAGAAUUUAACGUACCCUGAGAGAGCGCAUCGCGACAAUAUCGCAAAACUAAGACAGUGCAUUAUCAACGGCCCCACCAUCUGGCCAGGGGCACAAGCAAUUCUCAAAGUCGAUGGUGACCAUCCGCCGUUCCGUGUGUCGCUCCGAUUUGGCGAUAAAGAGGCUGCUGCGAAGGAACUUCGUAUUGGUGAUAUUGUUGAGCGCCACCUAGAGGAUGGGGAUAUUGUUCUCUUCAAUCGACAACCUUCACUUCACAAACUUAGUAUCAUGAGCCAUCUCGUCAAGGUGCGGCCCUGGAGAACAUUUCGUCUCAAUGAAUGUGCUUGUGGCCCCUAUAACGCUGAUUUUGAUGGUGACGAGAUGAACCUCCAUGUACCUCAAACAGAAGAGGCUCGUGCUGAGGCCGUUACUUUGAUGAGCGUCAAACAUAACCUUGCAACGCCUAAAAACGGAGAGCCCAUCAUCGCAGCCACUCAGGACUUUAUUACUGCAUCGUAUCUUUUGAGCAGCAAGGAUAUGUUCUUUGACCGAAGGACUUUCACAUAUAUCGUCAUGCAGAUGAUGGACGGUGAUAUGCACAUUGACUUACCGCCCCCGGCCAUUCUAGUCCCCAAACGAUUAUGGACGGGUAAACAAAUUUUCAGCAUGCUUAUGAGACCCAACAAAUCAAGUCCGAUCAAAGUCAACCUGGAUGCCAAAUGUAAGCAGUACGUGGAUCCUCCAGCAGCUCCUCCUGGCCACAGGAAGAGAGCUCCAGAUAUGUGCCCCAAUGAUGGCUGGCUUGUUGUUCGUAAUUCAGAGGUUAUGUGUGGCCGAAUGGAUAAAUCCACCGUGGGAGCAGGCCAAAAAGACUCAGUAUUCUACGUCAUUCUGCGAGACUAUGGCGCGGAUGCAGCUGUGACUGCAAUGAACCGACUCGCGAAGCUUUGUGCAAGAGUAUUGACGAAUCGAGGAUUUUCAAUUGGUAUUGGAGAUGUCUUUCCCACUACCGCUCUUACUAUAGCGAAGGAGAAAUUGUUCGUAGACGCUUACGCGGAUUCGGAUGAUUUCAUUAAACAGUUCAAUGAGAAUAGACUACAGAAGGCUACAGGAUGCUCAAUGGAAGAAACACUAGAAGCUAAGAUCUCAGGUGUGCUGAACAAAGUUCGUCAGAAUGCUGGUGAGCUUUGUAUCAAGUCUCUGAGUCGGAACAACGCUCCUUUGGUCAUGGCAUCGUCAGGCUCCAAAGGUUCCACCAUCAACGUUGCUCAAAUGAUCGCUGCCGUCGGCCAGCAAAUUAUUGCUGGCUCCCGUGUGGCUGACGGUUUUCAGGAUCGAACUUUGCCACAUUUUCACAAAAACACUCGCCAUGCAUCUGCUAAAGGUUUCGUGCGAAAUAGCUUCUAUACAGGGCUUGUGCCAACCGAGUUCCUGUUCCACGCUAUAUCAGGUCGAGAAGGUUUGGUUGAUACUGCCGUCAAGACCGCAGAAACAGGAUAUAUGUCGCGUCGCCUUAUGAAAUCGCUAGAAGAUCUCUCUACAAAAUAUGAUGAUACGGUACGAACCUCGGGCGACGGCGUUGUCCAGUUCCAAUUUGGAGCGGAUAAACUAGAUCCAGUCGAUAUGGAAGGAAAGGCUGUGCCUGUCAGUUUCGAACGUACGUUCUCCCAUGCCGAAAAUUUGACCUGGAGCAAUUCAGAUCGGGCUUUAUUGCCUUUCGAAAUACUCGCACUUUGUGAUACAAUGCUCAAGAAGGAACGUGAUCGGUAUCGAAGACGUGGCUUACUUCAUGGAGAACCCCUCCAAUACAAUGAUACGACGGAUUACGGUGUGGAUGAAAACGAGGGUGGCCGCAAGUUUCUCGAAACCAUUCACCGGCAUGUCAGAAGCCUGGCGGAACGAUGUGCCAAAUUUCGUGUUGCUGGUGGUCUUGAUGGCAUGCUGACCGCGCCUGAUACCCGUUUCCUUCCACUCACAAGUAAUGAGCGGGAAGCUCUUGCCACUCUUAUAUUUGAUGUAGAUCAAGCAAAGGCCAAGCAGCUGGAGAGGCUCAAUAUCUCUGAUAAGAGUUGGCAAAUCAGGAAGCUGGCAAAAAUUAAGUCAGAGAUGCAUGAGUUCACAUACGAAGACCUUCUGAACCUGAAACCGGUACUCGAGGACCUAGAUUUUCAACGGCCUCCCAAAGCCAAGACCACUAUCGAAAAGCAGGAAUUUGCAAGGCUUUCGGAACUAAACGCAAGGCUUGACAGGCUAGAUCUUGGGUACCUUGCACGAGUGGCAUGCAGAAUCGAAGAGGAAGAACAUGAGUCCGUAUCAAAGAUGGCCUCGGAGAGAGCAGCCAAAGUGUCCGAGAAAACUCUUAGAUAUUUCAUUGGACUGUGCCUGGAAAAAUACAGCAAGGCACACGUCGAACCGGGGCAUGCUGUUGGGGCUGUUGGUGCGCAGUCUAUUGGCGAACCCGGAACUCAAAUGACUUUAAAAACCUUCCAUUUCGCCGGUGUAGCUGGCAUGAGUAUCACGCAGGGUGUCCCACGUAUUAAGGAAAUCAUCAACGCGUCCAAGACGAUCAGUACGCCAGUCAUCAGCUGUCCUUUACAGAACCCUAAGAGUUUAGAGGCUGCCAAGAUCGUCCGAGCGCGUAUUGAGAAAACAUGUGUUGAAGACGUCCUUCGCUACCUGGAUGAUGAAUGGCAACCUCAUCGUUCCUUCAUUACGCUGCAUAUUGACACUGAAACAUUGGAAGGCAUGCAUCUUGGAAUCAAACUCGGCGAUAUUGUCAACGCGAUUGCCAAGCAGAAAAAGCUCAAGAUUCAGAAGACAGACAUGCAAGUGUUCGAACAAGAUGCGAGCAUAGAAAUCACUGUGAAGGCUUUAGAUAUAGACCCUUCUAAGCGAACAACAAGAACCAAAACUGCCACAGAGGUCAUGGCUGAUCUGUCCGUUCGCAUCAGCCAUCUCAAGCGUGUACUGCCUUUAGUUCCGAUCUCUGGGUAUCCCGAAGCUUCUCGAGCUAUUGUUCAGCAGAGCGAGAAAGAUUCUACAAAUACUGUUUUGGUUGAGGGUUACGGUCUACGGCAAUGUAUGAAUACAGAGGGAGUCCUUGGCACCAAGGUCAUGACCAACAGCGUAAUAGAAUGUAGGGACAUUCUAGGUAUAGAAGCUGCGCGGACGACAAUUGCUAAGGAAAUCGGCGCCGUCAUGGACAUGAUGAACAUCGACCCCCGGCAUAUGCAGCUUCUCGCUGAUGUAAUGACCUACAAGGGCGAAAUCCUGGGCAUCACCCGUUUUGGUCUCUCCAAGAUGCGCGAUAGUGUGUUACAGCUCGCUUCGUUUGAGAAAACAGCAGACCAUUUGUUUGACGCAGCAUCGGCGAUGAAGACAGAUCCAAUUGAAGGUGUCAGUGAAAAAAUCAUUAUGGGAGAGACUAUGUCAGUUGGUACCGGGGCAUUCCAAGUUGUAAGGAGACUUAAUUUACUUGAUGAACAUUUUACGACAAUACCCACGGUGUUUGAAGAUGCCUGGGCUCAGAUCGAAGACAAGCCAACAAAACGAAGGAAAGGCGGCCUUUAGAGGGGAACUCGUCCGAGACAUCUGUAAAAAAAAAUGCAAUCUCACAUUUGAUCCUAAACAAUGGAUUCAUACUAGUUGAUCCCCUAGUAAAACUUAGGAACACUCAAUACCUAGUCUGCCAAGAACCAGAAAAUGUGUGGAGCAAUUCAAUAGCUUGUUGUACGUAUUAUAUACUAUGUAGCUAUACAUUUUUUAGCCGAUAUGCUGCCCAACAAGGACUUCUUGACGUUUUGUAUUAUGAAAUACUUUACUCGCGGCCGCUAUGAGAAUAUGUUGCAUCAACAUCGAAUAUAUCAAUUCUUAAAACCAAGAGCUUGCACAAAUAAAGCGUGGUUCCCGCUCGAGACGUGGACUUUGCAUGUUGUAUCACUCAUCUAUUUCUCUCAUAAUCACUAAUAGUGAAAAAUAUUGCUAUCGUUCUCAAGGUAAUCAGAAACCAACUUAUCCCGAUCGGCCGUCAAGCACGGCGAUUGAUCGAUUACAAGGUAGUAUUCGGUAUUACCCCUUAUCGUCCGAGGGCUUGGAGAAGCUCCGUGGUUACCUUGAUCGAG
This is a messenger RNA of Xylaria bambusicola, 5612 nucleotides long. RefSeq names its product DNA-directed RNA polymerase III subunit RPC1. Gene Ontology annotation, molecular function: DNA-directed RNA polymerase activity; DNA binding. Lineage: Eukaryota; Fungi; Ascomycota; Sordariomycetes; Xylariales; Xylariaceae. The transcript is spliced from 2 exons. Gene Ontology annotation, biological process: DNA-templated transcription. The record is from RefSeq and is a predicted model, not a curated record. The coding region runs from base 313 to 5061 and encodes 1582 amino acids.